AUGAAGUCCAUGCACUUGAGUUUUCUGCUCCUGGCAGCGCUCCUCAGCAGUUCACAUCAGCUGUCCAAGCCGGAAGAUCCCAUCUAUACGGCAGCAGUGGUGGAGCACAGCUCGCCAGAGGGCGAUUCUCCAAGGACACGCACCAUUCUAGCUUCGGAAUCCUUUCAAAAGAUCAUUGGAGAAGUCGGGGAUGUGGACAUCAUAGUGUUUCCCGAGCACGUGCUCAAUAGUGACGCCACGGCCACCUUUGUGCCCCAUGAGUUCCAGAACAUAACGCCCUGCUACCAAACGGACUACGAGCUGUUCCUCAUCGAACUGUCCUGCUCGGCGAGGGCUAAUAGCCUGUAUGUGGUCAUAAACGUGGUGGAGAAGGAACUGUGCGCCCAUGGAGCUGGUUCCGACACCCUUGAUCCUUGUCCUUCGACUGGAGUUCGGUACUUCAACACGAAUGUGGUGUUCGACCGAACGGGCAGGAUUAUCUCGCGUUACAGGAAAACCCAUUUGUGGCGACACGAGUACUACUCAAUAUCAGUGCUGCGAACUCCAGAUGUAUCCACAUUUACCACAGACUUUGGCGUAACCUUUGGCCACUUCAUCUGCUUCGACAUGUUGUUCUAUGACCCGGCGUUGAAAUUGGUAGUGGAGCACAAUAUCACGGAUAUCGUGUAUCCCACUUACUGGUUCUCCGAGCUGCCAUUCCUGGGCGCGGUGCAACUCCAAGAGGGUUGGGCAUUUGGUAAUGACGUCAAUGUCUUGGCCGCAGAUGCCAGUAAGCCAGCUGGACGCACUUCCGGAUCGGGUAUCUAUGCUGGACGCGGUGGCCGACUGGUGGCGGAGAUUUUCGAGCAACCCACCACCAAGUUGUUCAUUUCGGAGGUGCCCAAGAGGAGCCAUGGGCAACUGUCACCCAGCUUCACGCCGCUGUUCACGCCGCAGCGGAAAACGCAGAGAUUGACUGGCUUGGCGGCCUAUCGGGAUAACAAUGUGGAUAUAUUCGAAGGUGAACUUUUGGCCGAGGACUUUCUGAGCUUCGAACGCCAGUUGUGCCACGGCAGCUUUUGCUGUUCCUUCUCCAUCGAACGGAAGGUCACCAGCCCCGCGGAGAACGAGGUGACCUCCAGCGAGGCGAAAUCGUAUCGCUAUAGGAUCGGCGUCUACUGGGGCAAUGAGACGACCGUCAUUGGCGUGGAUCGCACUGAGCAGGCCACUUGUGCUCUGUUUGCCUGCACGGAUGUGCGUAUCGCCAGUUGUGGCUACAUAUUCCCGGAAAACCAGGAGGUCAUCAAUACGCACCAUUUCACCAAGCUGAGCAUCUCUGGCAAUUUUCCAGCUGCUCCACGUGGUCGUCGAUUGAUCAUGCCCAGCACCUUGAAUGCUCUAUUCCUGCCCGUUUCGGUAGCCGAUUAUGAAUGGCAGGAAUCACCAGAGGCGGCGAAAAAUCUGGAUCAGCCCAUAUUGGUCGAUUUGAAACUGGCGAAGCCACAAAACGACCUGCUGACCUUUGCCAUUUGGGCCAACUAUUUCACCGAGAUACCCAGCACCCACAAUUUGGAUCACAUGCAGCCCCAUGUCACCAGUCCCUCGACUUCCGCAUCCUCGGGUAUUUCAGCACUCGGGAUUUUCUGGGUUCUCAGCUGUCUCCUUAUCGUUAAGAUUACUUCAGAUUACUCAAGGCAAAUAUCUUGGUCAUAAUGCUAACGAAUAUACUUUGUUUCU
This is a messenger RNA of Drosophila erecta, 1716 nucleotides long. RefSeq names its product vanin-like protein 1. The record is from RefSeq and is a predicted model, not a curated record. The coding region runs from base 1 to 1692 and encodes 563 amino acids. Gene Ontology annotation, molecular function: hydrolase activity, acting on carbon-nitrogen (but not peptide) bonds, in linear amides. NCBI's taxonomy places the organism in Eukaryota, Metazoa, Arthropoda, Insecta, Diptera, Drosophilidae. The transcript has 2 exons.